GAAAUGUGGAAGAAGGUCCGCGAGAUUCCCGAGUGGUCGUACCUUGAACCAGAAAACUUUGAGAGUACGAAUCGACCGGCUGAAUAGAAUCCGCCGCCAAAAGCCAAACGGGGACGAGCAAGGCCGAAGAACCCGGAUGCCAAAUUGAGAAGGACGCUUGGUCGACGAAGACUUUCACCUUCACGCAGCGUACCAGGACCUUCCCACCCCAAAACCGAGACACCGCCGAGCAUAACUACAGAAACAGCUGUGACAUGUCCGGGUAGAGUUGUUGGUCUGCAGCAUGAGAGGAUGCUUAGAUCUCAGCACAACAUACUUGAAUGGAGCAAGGAGAUCAGCAAGAGCCCUGUAGUCAGCCGUGGACGAAUGAUGUCUCUGGAAAAGCCGCCGCAACCGAAAAGGAUGCUGCGGUCGAACGACACAGUACUUGAUUGGAGCAAGGAGAUGAAGAAAAGCCCAUUAGGUGCUCGUCAACGAAAUCUGUCCCCGCAUGAGAAAUCGACGGUGCCACAUUUGGGCGAGGCAGACGCGGCGGACCUCGAGGGCUACGCACAAUACCGUCAGCCUCGUAUGCGCCUUUCAGAGCCUCUUGGGGGAGAGUACACUGAACUUGACGAGUUUAUGCGCUUCAUGAACCCGCCGUGACUGAUCUUGUAUUGCGAGCAGGCCUUCGUGCUCCGCCUCAUUCAUCACGAUCAUGCUGCCCAGUUGUAGGACCGCCAUAGCAAGCUACGCUUAAUGAAGGAAAUGACCUUGCCG
Pseudocercospora fijiensis CIRAD86 is the source of this 759-nucleotide messenger RNA. RefSeq lists its product as uncharacterized. The record is from RefSeq and is a predicted model, not a curated record. The transcript is spliced from 2 exons. NCBI's taxonomy places the organism in Eukaryota, Fungi, Ascomycota, Dothideomycetes, Mycosphaerellales, Mycosphaerellaceae. Bases 367 to 645 code for a protein of 92 amino acids.